Arachis ipaensis is the source of this 1731-nucleotide messenger RNA. RefSeq lists its product as uncharacterized. Lineage: Eukaryota; Viridiplantae; Streptophyta; Magnoliopsida; Fabales; Fabaceae. The record is from RefSeq and is a predicted model, not a curated record.
AUGUCGGGUAAUGACAUAGAUGUUUAUUUGGAGCCCUUGGUGGAUGAGUUGAAGCAACUCUGGGAUGGCGUUGAAACUUAUGAUGCUAAUAAGGGGACCACUUUCAAGAUGCGUGCGGCACUAAUAUGGACUAUUAGCGAUUUUCCAAGGUUGAAAAAUUUAUCUGGGUGGAACACGUAUAGUGGGUUAGCAUGUCCUACGUCCAAAAGAAGAUGCAUUGGUGAAGAUGCAGAUCAAGAUGACUCGUAUUGGAAAAAGAGGAGCGUGUUCUUUGAACUCCCGUACUGGAAGGAUCACAUGUUGCGUCAUAACCUUGACGUGAUGCAUAUAGAGCAAAACAUUUGUGACAAUGUGGUCUUCACUAUCUUAAAUGAUAGCGUUAAAUCAAAAGACAAUCUUAAAGCUAGCAAAGAUUUACAAAGCAUGGGCAUAAGGCCUGAAUUGUGGCCGGACGAAGGUGGUAAAUAUCCUUCAGCAAUCUUCACAAUGUCGAAUCCACAGAAGAAUGUAUUCCUGAAGACUCUACAGAACGUGGUCUUUCCAGAUGGUUACUCGAGCAAUAUUACUCGUUGUGUUGACAUCCGAAAGCGCAAGUUGUAUGGGUUGAAAAGUCACGACUGCCACAUUCUAAUGGAACAAUUACUUCCGAUUUUGGUGAAGAAUGCAUUGCCGAGUCCGGUGUCGACUGUGAUUGCGAAUCUGUCUUCAUUUUUUCGAGAACUCUGUGGAAAAGCUGUAAACCCUAUGCAGCUUGGUGGCCUUUCGAACCAUGUUAUGCAAAUUCUGUCGCGAGUUAAUGAUCAACCUGUUGAUGUUACAAACAAUAUAGGAAAAACUAUGUUCCCAGAAAUUGGAAAAGCUUCAAGAGCUGUUUCACAUUUUGGACUGACCCUGAUGGAAAGAGAUCAGGCACAUCGUCAUGUGCUAGUCAAUUGCGAGGCCGUCGUUCCAUUUAUUGAUACAUUUAGGACAGAAACGAAGCGAAAAUUAUGGCAUCAAACAAGGUCGCCAUCUAAGAUAGACCGUGUUGUGCAUGCAGAAUUUUCUCGCUGGUUCAAGCGUAAGGUUCCAAUGGACAGUACUCUACAUUCGAAAGAAAUGAAGUUGCUGGCAUGCGGUCCCAUGCAGGCAAGAUGUUUUAGGGCGUACAACAUCAAUGGAUACAAGUUUAGAACUAUCACAAAGGAAGACGGGCUGAAAACCCAAAAUAGUGGAGUUUAUGUCUCAUCCAAUACAAGUUAUGCAAGCAUGCGUGACAAUAGAGUGGCUGUUGGUAGUGUUCCAUAUUAUGGAAACAUUGUGGACAUAAUCGAACUGAACUACAGCUGCCAUUUCACAGUGGUUUUGUUCAAAUGUAUUUGGGUUGAUACAACUACGAGCAGAGGCAUCAAACAAUACCAUCUGGACCUUACCAGCGUUAAUUUCACUCGUCCAACUCACACCGGUGAUCGAGAAGAGGAUGAACCGUACAUAUUGGCAUCAAAAGCUCAUCUCGUGUACUAUGUACGUGGUGAAGUAGAUCAAGAAUGGAGUGUAGCGGUUCAUGUAAAACCACGAGACUUGUAUGACAUGGGAGGAGAGAAUGAAAAAGUUGAAGCUGCUGCUUUUUCUCCACAACCCGGGUUGAACAUGUCAGCAGCAGGUGACAUCAGUGAUUUACAGUUGACAAGGGAAGAUGAUAUAGAAGACCCAAUAGAAGAUGUUUCUGAUAACAUCGAUGAUGUGGCAUAG